CCGCGCGCGCAGCGAAGAGGUGAAACCAAGAUGGCGGCCGCGCCGUGACUGAGUCUUGAGACAGAAGGACACGAACGGCCAGCGCCUCAGCCACCCAGCCCGCCCACGGAAGGGCCCCGCGCCUCGGCCCGCUGCGUGGGAAGGAGCAGGAGGAGCGCCGCGGGCGACGAGGCUCGAGCCCGGGACUCGGCACCGGCGGCGGGAGCGGGAGCAGGAAGAACAUGGCGGCGGAGGAGUCGGGCUGGGAGUUGAGUCGCCGCUGCUCGUGAGGGGAGCUGAUGGGGGAGACCGGGCCGUGAGGCCGCCUACGCGCCCCCGGCCCGCCCGGCCCCGCUUCCUCUCCCCGCCCACGCCCAGGGAGGCAGGCAGCGAGGCAGCCGCAGCAGCAGCACCGUUCCGCCGCCGCCGCCGCCGGCUUAGGCCGCGGCCUCCUCUGCGAAGAAGGGGCGGCUCCGUCUCGGUCCCCUAGUCUGGCCGAAAGAAGGGGCUUUGGGCCUGGGAGCUCUGCGCACAAUAGAGCCGGGCAGAGGACGAACCGGUCCGCUCUGCCCGUUGUUUCCCCCCCGCUUCGCCUUCCGCUCCGCCCUAAAUACGUCUCCCCGGUCUAUCCUUACGGGUUUCCCUUCCCGCCGCUCCCGUGGCACUUUUCGGUUUUUUUUUUUAAUUGGGGGGGGGGACCUGUCGGUUGCGACUAGCUGAUCCCCCCGCUUACCUUUCCUGUCACCACUGAUCCGCCCGCUUUCUUUCUCCUCCCCGCUGCUCUGUCACUUACGCCUCCGAUCUGCGCCCCGCUCCUCCACUUCUUCAUGCCAGCCUGCCUUAUUGGCACACCCGGUUAAUUUCUACGCUUUUAGUCACCUGUGUAAUUCGGGACCCUUUUCACACCUUUCUUUUAAGACCCUCCUCGUCCUUCUGUUUCCCCCUAUCAACUCUGCCAUUGUUACUUCCUGUUAUCUCGCAUCCUGCAAGGCAGUGCUGCUGCUUCACUGAAGAAGUUCUGUGUCCCCCUAAGACUUGCUUCCCUUCCCCCCUUUCCUCCCCCCCCCACUUUUGCUUUGGCCCCCUUUUGGGGGUGAUGCAGCAGCUACUCUAGCAGUUGCCACAAAGAGGACUGUUGUGGGACACCGUCUGAGACUUUUCAUUCUCUUUCCUGCUCCCCUUCACUGAGGGGGGCAAAGCCCCCCCACACACCAGCUCAGUCAACUAUUGUAGUCCCCUGUGGUGUGACAAGAGGCAGGAUGACUGAUACCCGGAGAAGGGUGAAGGUUUAUACACUGAAUGAAGAUAGACAGUGGGACGACCGAGGCACUGGACAUGUGUCCUCUGGCUAUGUGGAAAGGCUGAAGGGCAUGUCCCUGCUAGUCAGGGCAGAGAGCGAUGGUAAGUUUGGCUGAAUGUGUGAACAUGUGCACACCAAAAGUAUUAAUCCCUGUGUUCAUCUUAGUAAGGUGGGAGGUGGUAAUCAUAUCUUGGAAUUGAAUUUCAAGUGUUGGGUGAUGUAUAUGGGAGCCUGAAACCAGGUAAGUAUUAAUCAACAUAUGCUGGCUAUCAUGACAGAUGAUUCCCAACAAUGUGCUGUUGUUAAGUACAUAACAGUUGUUGCAAUAUUCUGCUGUAGAAUAUUUGGACCAAUAGACUGGCCACUGUGCCUAGAUAAAAAUUAAGUACUGAUUGGCAUAUUUUGCUCCUAAAAUCUUAGGAUGGAAGAUAAUUACAAAAAUUGCAUUAAUUUUAAUGACUGUAUAUGCUGUCCUAUAAUCCUUGUUAUCUCAGCAAGUGUGUGGAAAGAUACUGACUUCUAAUUCCUGCUUUCCAUAAGAACCCAUUAUCUCCUUACAUUCUAGAGAGAAUCCAUAGUUCAUGUUUGUCAAACCCAUGAACUAUAGAUUGUCAAAAUUAUAAGUUGAAAAACACACUUACUUUUUUAACAUGAUUGCUGUGGUGAGAUUCUUUGUGAAAGCAUAUGAAUAAUUUCUUUAUGAUAAAUUAAGCUUCAGGAUCUGCCUUGUGUAUCUGCUCAAAGUAAAUAAAAUGUUUUUUCCUUCAGGUUUUAGGCCAACAAAAGAAGUACAAAUCAGUUGGGGAACACUUAAUAGCAAUAUGGAAGUUGAGUGAAUCCAGUGUGUGCUGCAGUAUAUACAAGCGGUCUUAAAUUCUAUUUCAUCUUUAACCACAUUUUUUCCCCUUCCUAUUUUUGUUUUGUUUUUAGCUUGAUAGUGGCCCUUUUAGGUUGGGGCCGAAAAACAUAUUCUUUGUCUUUUCUGAAACUAAGUAAAAAUGAAAGUAGACUAGCUGGGGGGAAACCCCUAACAAAUAAAUGCAACUGGUUUUCAAGAGAGCAGUGAGACUUGCUGAUAAGUUUGUGCAUACUAUUUCAGUCUUGCAGCAUUAUCCUUUCCAUAUUUACUGUUAAUUCAACCCCAUUGAUAGUGCUGGAUUCAACUUAGCUGGUUAGUUCAAGGACUCCCACUAGUGCAGUGGGACUGCACCCCCCCCCCGCCAAGCCCCCCCAAAUCUGCUCUGGGGCAAAUGCUUGUACUUACGGAACAAUUGUACUAGCACAAUGUUGAAUUCUACCUGUAGACUCAUACCAUUAGUUACACUAAGUUUGCGUGUUAACUCAGGGAAUCUUUGUGACUGAUUAGAACUUAAUAUUCUUAGUUGAUUUAUCAAAAGUGUGCCUCAAAUUAUCUUAGUCUGGAAGUCCAUUUUCCAAACUUUAGAAAUGAAGUAAAAUGCAAUUAUUUUAUUUCUUAAUAUUACUUUUAAACUUUUCAGACUUUAAAAUACACGUAGGUCCCGCUUACCAAACACAAUGCAUUCUGUGAAAUCAUUGAUUAGGCAAGCAUUCACAUAACUAGUCUAUAAUUUCCUAUGGAAAUUCUAAUGUGGGAUUUGUUUGCUCCCACCCCCAAUGGUUUCUCCCUGAAAUGGCUGUAGCCAAUCAGCAAUCAGAUAAGUGAAUCUGUGGAGUGUAUAGCAAGGUUUGGGUGUAAUUAUUUUCAUGGGGACAUGAAUUUUCAGAUAGUGAGCAUGCAGAUAGUAGGGGCAGCGUGUAAAAUAAUGUCAGUGAAAUGUAAACAUUAAUAUGGAUAUUGUGGAAGUUUUACUGAUUGUACGCAAGUCAUGCUUUGUGAUCUGCAAGCUGAACCUAGUCCAGUUGCAUCUCAGAUGAUGAGCUGUUUUGUUGUCCUAGACAAGCAGCAGAAACAGGAAACUUACCAUGCCACUAGCAGGCAGCAAUACAUGGCUGGUGGGCUGAGUUCGGUGGGGUAUGUCACAAAUUUUGCCCCUACACAGCAUUCUGGAAUAGGCACCUUGGAGAUUAAGUAGAGAGCUUUCUCACUCCCAAUGUAUUGCUUUGUAAUUAUUUCUAGAAUUUCUUUUUCAGCUUUGCUUUAUAUUUUCUGUUGCCAUAUUAAUAUUUUUAUGUCUCUUGCUGUGCACCACACUUAUUAUUUGAAUAAGAAAGUUAUAGACAUAGGACCUGGUAGCAAGUGAUAGAUAAGACCUAGUAUCUGCAUCUCUAGGGAGUAAAAAGCAGUAAGUAUACCAUAGUGUUGUAGUCUCUCCAAAUGGGGUUGAAGACAGGCAAAUUGGUGACAAAGGCAAUGGGAUGGUCCUGGUACUUGGGAUACGAAUCAUGUGGUAUUAACAAAGUCCCCCCCCCCCACAUACCAGGUAUAUACACUGCAUCACAGGAGCUACUACCAUUAGGAGCGUUUGGGGGGGAAACAUGCAAAUGGCCUAAGCCACGUGGUUGAAAUAGUCAAGCACAUUUCAGCAGCAUGGAAUUUCACCAUGCUCAGUUGUCCACCCCAGUGCUAGCAAAGUGAUGAGAGCCAAGAUAAGGUAAUGUGGAGAAGGGGUAAGUGGAGUAUAGUACUAGCCAUACUAGAUCAGGCCAAUAGCCUAUAUAUUUGUAUAUAUGCUUUGACAUUGACUUGAAUGAUAUAUUGUCAAGGGAGUUUAAAAUGUACACCCCAGAUAAGGCUUUCUUCUAAGCAAAAAUGGCCAACAUAUGUGGGCAACUUGAUUCUCUGGGAAGCCAGAAAUAUCUCAUUUCUCCUCUGCAGCACACACACAUUUUUGGCUGCAUGAUAAAACUGGAAUGAAAGGAAAGCCUAUUUUUUAUUGCAUUUUUCCUUACUUUAUUAUUAUUAUAUAUUUAUGUAUUUAUACCCCACAUUGACAAGGACUCACUUACUGUGACACUUUUUCCACUUACUGUAUAGUCAUUUUCCUGUGCAAAUCUGCAUGUCUACACAGAAGUUUACUGAGUUCAUUGGGGCUUACUCCCAUGUAAGUGGGUAUAGGAUUGUAACCUGUGAAUAUUGCAAAUAUCUCUCUAAUCUCUUAUACUACUGUACAGUAUAUGAGGUAGAUUUAGUGGCAGUUAUACACUGUUGGGCAAAUAACAUAUGUCCUGUCUGUUUUUGAACCCACCCUGUUUCUUAUGUUAAAAGAAGAGGACAAAAUGUUUUUAACAUUAGUCCAUAUUAUUCCCUAGUGAAAUCUUUCCAUGCCCUUAAAUCAAUUUUAUUGAACACCUGUUAUCUCAGUGAACUAAGGCAACAGCCACAACUAAACACAAUAUAUUUGGUAAUAGUGUUAAUCAUUUAACCAUUAACUUAGUAACUGAAAAGUAGACUCCUACUAACUGAAAUUUGUGGAAGAGAUGAGCUUAAAAGGUAACUUUCAGGUUCCUCUUCCAUUUGUUCAGUCAGUUAACUCUAGGAGAAUAUUCUCUGCACUCUCCUGGGAUGAUAAACAAGAGACUUGGUCUAUGCAGGGAACAAAAACUAGGCACUGUAUCUUUCUUUCUUUUUUAACUAUUUCAGGCAUUUAAGAAGUGUUGAAUCAUCAGCUGCUUUUACAUUUUAAUGGUACUGCUUCUCUCCCCCCGCCCCCGCCAGUAAUAACUCAGUAUUUGAACUGUAAACUUUUUCUACCCUUCAGAUGUGUCCUCAGAAGUAUGUUCCCUUUGGCUUCAGCCAUACACUACUUCUUCCUAGUUGCUGAAUGCUUGAAUUUGUUACUUUUAACCCAUUGCCAUGAUUAGUUAUAGAUCUGUACUUACAGGUAAUACAGAACCUUAAUGCAACAGUUUGUUUCUCCUACUGCUAUUGAUGUGGUUCAUAUAUAAUACAAAGCCAAACUAUGGCUUUUUGCAAUGCAUGAACAUGCAGGUUUCUGAUGAAUAAAUCACAACUGCUUUGCUCUUCCUUUGAUCCUGAUGCUGCUGCUGCACUGCUAUGAGCAAAGCCAUGGUUUGACAUGUAAACCAAAACUUGGUUACAGCUUCUGGUUUCUCUGGAGUGAGAGAAAUCCUGAGCCUGUGUUCUGAUGAUACACUAACCCAAACUAUGACUUAGCUCACAUAAGUGCAGAUGCAAAGUGCUUUUACCAAGCCAUGGAUUGGCUUCACAUUGCAUGCGAACUGAUUUGGAUUUUUGGAUUUCUGUGUUCGCAUUGUAUACCUCUAACUAGACCAGAACAAGUCUAAAUUGGUGUCUUCAGCUGGGCUGGGGGGGGGAAUCUGUAUUUCACCACAAAAAUUCUGGAAGCUUGAUAAUGGCACCUAGAAAUUUGAAAUUGUUCAGCCUAUAGAAAAUUGAAAUACUUACCAGCCCUAGAGUCCAGUACAAAAGUGGAGUGUAAUAUAUGCAGGACCUUUUAGGAAGGUUGCAAUAGCAAGCCUUGCUUUAUUUCUGUAACAGUGGCUAGUUGGCUACCACUCUUUCACAGUAUAGCAACCUUUCUAUUACCCAUCCUGAAAGGUUUUACAGAAGACAUGAAUUGUAUGGUUUAUGCCUGUUUCCUUUCCAGAAUGUUUUAAUACCUUGAAACCUUCUUUGAGGGAGAGGAAGUGUGUUUUGAUAUUAACCUAGGAAAGUUUGCUUUGCACAGUUGAGUCUUAGAAAAAUCAAUAUAACACUAACUAACUGCUUUUAAUUAAAAUUAUAUAUUACAGGAUUUCAGUGCUUGAUAAUCAUUAGAACGGCCUUCACCAACUCGUGUCCUUCUCAUUUUUUGGGAUGUAUGCACUGAUAGGAGUUGUAGUUCAAAAGAUCUGCAGGACACCAGGAUGGUGAAGGUUUCUUUAGAGAGCUGUUUGCAGAAUCAGUAACCAUUUCUUCACAGGAAUAGUUGUGUAUACCUGGUGAAUGAUUAUUUUCAGUUUGCUUUGUAUAGAUCAUAUAAAUGCUGCUUUAUUUCUAGGGGAGGAAAUAAAACACUUUCCCCCUUCUUUUUAGGUUCUCUUCUUCUGGAGUCCAAAAUCAAUCCUAAUACUGCUUACCAGAAGCAACAGGUAACAAUUUAGUCAGUAGGAAAUGUUUGAUGGAAAUAUGAUAGUUGGGUCUGCCAAUUUCAAGGUGCUUUCAGGCUGUCGUGGCUUGGGUUAUAAACUGCUGCUAUGACCCAGAAGUGUAUCUGUUGAUGCUUCACUGGCAACAAUGUAACAGUAACAUGGUAAUUGUUUGUGCCUCCAGCUUAAUCUAACAGUUCAGUUAUCAUAGAACCUUUUGAUGUAUGGCAGUUUUCCAGAAUUCCUUAUAUCAUUCCUCUGUACAAUAGUCUUGUGAGUUAGGUACUCUUGAGUGUAAUGAAUACAGUGAAGUCUAGUGAACUUCACAUUAAACUUAACAGAUCAGCUAACACAAUAAAAAAGCUGCACCCAAAAAGGGAGAUUUUUGGACUGAUUGACAAACCAAAUAGUAACCAGUUGCUUGGAUAAAUUGUGAUUCACCAAUGGGUUCUUAGGGAACUCCUAUGUAAAAUUGCAGGACCAUCCAUACCAAAUUACUAGUAGAUCACCAAUGUAACACUGUCUUUUAAGUAGCAUCCAAGGAAGUGUAUGCUUCUCAGUCAGAUUACCCAAGUAAGGCUGCAGUCAGAAUAAUGUAUACUCAGAAGUAUGUCCCAUAGAAAUCAGUGGGGCUUGUUGCCAGGCUAGUAGGAUUACAAUUGCAGUCUCAACUAGUAGACAGUGUAGGGCAGUCCUGUAAAUAUAAAGAUUUUGUGGAUUUUCAAAAAGCGUGCAGCGAAGGGCCUUGUGAAAAGUUCAUUAAGAACGUAGCAGUCAUUAAUUAGUCUCUGUGAUCUUAUGGGUUGGUGACUGAUUAAAAAACAGGAAAGAGCAUAUGAAUGAGUAAACAAAUUUCUGCAGAAGUCUUUUAGUGUAAUGCUGUAGGGAAAAAAGCAAAUGGAGAUAAUAGGAAAAGAGUGGAAAAUUAAACAACAAAUAAUGCCAUUACCAAAGUUGAUGUUGUUUUAUAUUUGAAAUGUGUGCAUGGAGUUCAAAACCCUUGGGAAAUUGUAAAAAGGAUGCAUAAAGGUUGCUAAAAUUAUCAGAUGGAUGAAUUGUUCUAUGAAGAGAGUCUAAAAAACAAUACAGAUGGGAGUGUGCUUAUUGGUGAUAAAAAAGUGAAUAAGAAAUAUUCUUUAUGAAAGCUGGCUUUUAAUCAAAAUGAGAACGUAGCAGGUGACAACCAUAAUUUCAUGCAAAGCAUGAUAUAACACAAUGUUGCCCUAUAAAAUUCAUCUACUUGCCAAAAUAUAGAUGAUGUUUUAGAUCCAGCAGCCAUAGUUUGCUCAGUGGCAACUGUAUCUCAUAUGCUAAAAACACUGCCAGCAUGCUUUGCAUGUGACUUUCUUUGCACUGGCUUGGUAUCCACUGACAAUCCAAUGUGGGAAUUUUUAGUUUGUGUUUUUAGUUGUAUUAAGAGUAAUAGGCAAGUGAAACACUUUGAUUUUUUAUCUCAGACAUUAUUGGAUCAAAUAAUUCAUCUUUAGAAAAUGUUCUGUAAUGUUAAAUAUAGCUUAACUAAACAUAACUCUUAACUUUUAAAGGACACACUGAUUGUGUGGUCUGAAGCAGAGAACUAUGAUCUGGCACUUAGCUUUCAAGAAAAAGCUGGAUGUGAUGAAAUAUGGGAAAAAAUAUGUCAGGUAAGUUUUCCCUCUCAAAUAUUUAAAUAUUUGUUCCAUUUGCAAUAUUAAGUGAAUAUUUCCUUCACCAUUUCCUUCAGAAGCAUCCAGAUUAUUUAAAACCUGAAAUGUGUUUAGUGCAUAGUCAGACUUCCAUUCAAACUAACAUAUGGGCUAACUAAACAAGAGGGCCAAAUACCUACAACUCCUGAUUGUCAGCAAAUAUGAAAACGAAAAUAUUCCACUGUUGUAGAACACUGGGAAAUCAUAAAUUACCGUAAACCUUGCCAUUAGGAAGGUAGUAAGAUAGCAAUAGCAAAAGUAGAAUUAAACUGGUGCCUUUGCACUUAACAAAUGGGUUUUUCAUCAAGUGGAUAAUACCAUUAAUAGAAGAGGAGAUUUUUGCCUGUUCCCCUUUCCCUCUGCAGCCCCCAAAAGUAAUCUCCAGAGAGUUGGGGGACCCUCCAAAACAGCAUGGAAGGUGCUCUGAAAAGCUGUGUGGAAAAAGGGGAAAACUGAAAACUAUCAUUUCCAUUAGCAGAGAUAUCUGCUGAUCGAAAGUCCUUUUGCAAGCACAAGAGCAUUUCAUUGUUUUUAUUUGUUAAAUUUCUGUCCUACCCUUCCUCCCAAAGGAGCUUGAGUUGAAUUCUACCCAUACAGUUAAUUUGGAGUAGCAAGAAUAUUUGUACAUAAGUAUGGAGGGCAGGAUCGGCAAGAUGGCCCAGUUUAAUUUGUAACAGUAGCCCUGACCAGAGUGUGGAUAACUAGGUGGCAGUUGCCCAGGGUGGUACUGUUUGCAUUUUAUUUUAAUGUGCUGUCCUUCAUCAAGAGAGAUUCUUGGGUGGUUUAGAAAAAUUGAUGCUAAUACAUUCAAAUAGAAAAACCAAAUAUUAGUAGCCAAGCAUUAUCUAGGUAGGAACAGUCUUCUAAAAUAUUCAGGCUCAUUCUAUAGUGUUGGUUAGAGGCUGAACUUAGUAUUGUGAAGCAAAAAAGCUCCCUUCAGUUUUUAGUCCAAGAUAACAAUAUCUGAAGACAAACCUGGUGCUGCUUGCAUUGUGAUGCUUAGCUGCCAUGGUGUGGACUUUUCUGUAACAAGAACUUUCACCCACCCGGUUGGUUCUUGUAUAUUUUUUUCAAUACCUGAUAUUCGAGGUUUAAUAUUUGGUUUUACCCAUUUCCACUGGAUUGGGUACAGUUCCCUUUUCUCUGCGAUAUUGUUUAAGAUUAAAUUUAUGGUAAAAGUGCUUGGAUUGUCUGCAUCUCUGUAUAUAGCUGUAGGCAUCUGGCUGUGAAAGCUGAAGAGGUCCCCUUUGGUUUUCUCUCACUUUAAUAGGUUCAAGGGAAAGACCCUUCAGUGGACAUUACUCAGGAUCUGGUGGAUGAAUCUGAAGAGGAACGCUUUGAUGAUAUGUCAUCCCCAGGUCUAGAGUUGCCAUCUUGUGAAUUAAGUCGACUAGAGGAAAUUGCAGAACUUGUGGCGUCUUCGCUGCCUUCUCCAUUGCGGCGAGAAAAACUUGCUCUAGCACUGGAAAAUGAGGGCUACAUUAAAAAGCUCUUAGAAAUUUUCCAUGUGUGUGAGGACUUGGAAAACAUUGAAGGACUACACCAUUUGUAUGAAAUUAUUAAGGGAAUCUUCCUUUUGAAUAGAACUGCACUUUUUGAAGUAAUGUUUUCUGAAGAAUGUAUAAUGGAUGUAAUUGGAUGCCUAGAAUAUGAUCCUUCUUUAUCACAGUCACGGAAACACAGGGAAUUUCUGACAAAAACUGCAAAAUUUAAAGAAGUUAUUCCAAUAUCUGACCCAGAAUUGAAACAAAAAAUACAUCAGACAUACAGAGUACAGUAUAUUCAAGAUAUGGUUCUACCUACUCCUUCGGUGUUUGAGGAAAACAUGUUAUCAACUCUUCAUUCAUUCAUCUUUUUUAAUAAAGUAGAAAUAGUUGGUAUGUUACAGGUAAGUCAGGAAUUGUUUUCUUUAAUCUUGGAUGUUGUGCAGAUUGAAUGUUGUUUCUAUCUAGAUUUCCUUGUUUGGAGCCUGCUGGCAAACCUGGGGCAUUUCCUGUACCUGGAAGAUGCAGUCUAGGAUGCUGGGUCUUACAGUUUGGCUCCUGUUAAUUGGUUUAAUUAAAAACUCAAAUACUGGAUUUUUAAUGAAUUUUGGGUAACUUCUAAACUCUUGAACAUAGUGAUGUAAAAUUUUGCCGGUAACUUAUCAAAUUGCACCUCUGCAUUCCCUGUGAAUAUCAUGCAAAUACUUAGCACUAAAAGGCCAGUGGAAGGAAACAGAAACUAGCACAAACCUGCUAUGACCUAGUUGUCUGAAAAGUGACAGAAUCCAUCCUCUUAGAAGGGGCUCCCAUUCCUGCAAAUUUGAUUCAGUUCUGUUUGAAUAUGUUAAGAUACAAAUGCAUUGUGAUUUUUCCCAAUGGGUAAUACAGCAAAGUAAAUCUUUGUUUACAAAAUAAAGGAACCCUAAAAAGUAGGAAUGAAACAAAACAUUGCAUGCCCACAAACCAAAAUGAAUCCAAACUUUUUUUGUCUUUUGCAGAGCCUUGGUGUUUGUUAAUUAUAUGGUUUCAGGGGAUGUUGAGAACUGCAGAGGCCCAAGAAGCUGAAGGGAAACAAUUUCUGUUUUAAAAUGAAUUGUAACUUUUAAUAGAUACAGUUUCAUAGCGCCGAAACUGCUGUAGUAUGUAGCGAAGUCAGGUGUUCUUGAUAUGCCAGGAAAGCCCAAAUUACACAUCAGAAAUUACAUCAUACCGUACUGCUUUGUUGGUCAGUGCCAAGUUAGACAAUUUCUGAUCUAUUGUGGGGAUUGGGGUUGGGGGGGGGAGCAUUGUGUAUGCUUUGAAUACUUUAGGUUUUGAGUUUUUUGGGUUUGCAAAGGGCACUGUAAUUGGGGGACAGGGAGAGUACACCUAAUGGGUAAGAUGAAUGGAUGCCACAUGUGAAUAUUUAGGAAUUAAACGCUGUAACCUAUGAACAUUAGAGUCUUUUAAUACUGGAUUACAAGGCACUACCAUAUGGUAAAUUUGCUCUUGUGUGAAAAACUCGGUGAUUCUGUGGUUCUGUUGCUUUUUUAUUAUUAGCUUAGGUAAAGUUGGAGAUAAUGAGCUGACCAUAUUUACUGAAAUUAGCAAAUAUUUCAAAGAAUAGGAGAAAUAUUUCAGGUAAUAAAAUGCAGUUUAAGGCCUGAUGUAAAGUUUUGUGCAUGAGAAAGAAGAGUUAAAAUGCUACGGCUAUAGUGCAUAACAAACUGAACUUUUUAAAGAGUUGCUAAUAUAACUUUAAAUAUCAGUAUAUGAUACUGUGGUGCAAAGGGGCCACAGUUGGACAAUUUAGACUAUAUUAACAGGAAGAUUAACGCUUAUGCAUUGUACAACUUGGGAGUCAAUAAGACUGCAUUUGAAAUAGUACAAAUUUUGUGUGCUCCAAGCGGAAGUAUGUAAAGGUAAAUAUAGAAGGCAGCUUUUAUUGUGAAAACAUUAAGAUGCUAAGUAUAGCUGUUCUACAGAAGUAGAGAGGUUUGGAAGAAAUGUUUUAACAUUUGCGAACAGAAAAAGAAGAGUAGAAGCAAGCACUGUUCGUAGGACACUCCUGCUUUAGGUAGUGGAAGACGUGAUUGUUGCUGGUUGCUUUUUCACCCUGCAGCCUCCCUGAAAACUGUUCCAGAGGGUUGAGGACCCUGCAGAAGAGCAUGGGUAGCGACAUGGGCCUGGAAAGGGAAUUGCCUCCCACUUUCCUAAAUGGAGAAUCUCCAUUCAAUCUCAGUCAUGGGGGCCUACACAGAAGGGAAACUCUGAAUCCAACCCAAUUAAUGGAUAAUCCUAUUUUUUAUCAUAACCACAUGGUGCACAUGAAACACUCCUAAUCCUGUACUAUUUGGGAGCUGGCUUUUGAUGAUCAGAGCUAAGCUUCUCAGUAGUAAUAAAUUUUAAGUAUGCUUUUCAUAGGUACAUUUAAAAAAUAUUGAUAUACAUCUAGCCUUGGGAAUGGGCUAGAGGUAUAUGAAGCCUUAUUUAUUUAACUAACUAACUAACUAACUAACUGCCCUAAACCCCUAGAUCGCAGGGCAGUUCACAACAUAAAUUGCUACCUGUUUGUGGCAGCGGUGCGGGGAUGUUGUUUGCUUGGAAAAAGUGAAUGUUGUAAACACCUUUUCAUCAGUUGAUCAUCGAAUGUUAAAUCCAAGAUGUAUGGGUGGUAGUUUUACUUGGUAGACCUGUUGAAAUCAACUUAUGUUCAUUAAUUUAACACCACCCUUUGUUAACCAAAAAUAAAUAGUUAAAAAUCAUAAGGAUAAACUGGGAAUCACUUAUGAUACAAUUGCUGUGUCUGUUAAUACAGAGCUUGCAACCUAGACUUUGUUUCAAACAAACAUAAUGUGCAUUUACAUAGAGUGCAGUGGGUGAUUGUUAACAUUUAUCAGUGGUGAGAUAUGCACUUAACAAACUACUAUAGUUGAACCUUGUCACUUUUAAAGUUUUGUCCUAGUGGACAGGAUAGCUACCAGUGCUUGAUUGUUAGGUCUUAUAGCUAUUUCACCUACUUUUUGUUGUUGUUGUUGUUGUUGCUGCUGCUGCUGCUGCUGCUGCUAUUGUUAUUAUAUUUAAUUUGUACCCUGCUCAUCCGGCUGGGCUGCCCCAGCCAUGCUGGGCGGUCUCCAACACAUACAAAAACACAAUAAAACAUCAAACAUUAAUAGUAACAAUCUGAUCCAAUAUAAAAGUCACAAUAACUUUAAAAUAAACAACCUAUAUCAAAUAAAGCAAUAUUCAAUAAUCCAUUAGAAUCUAAUAGAAUACAGUUUAUUAAUAUUUAGCAACUAUUUCUAUGUGAAAAAAGCACACUUGUUCCAUGAAGUAUGACUUAUAGUAUCCAGGUGACGUGGAUGGGCUAACUAAUACACACAAAGGCUUUCUAAUCUGAUUACUUGGGGGAUGGAGAGAAUUUUUUUUAUAUUGUCAUACACAUUCAUUUCCUACAAGAGAUUGGUGCAAUAAUGCCUUAUUCACAGGUUCCUGAAACUGCUUAGAACGUGUGUUAUUCAGAAGAGCAAAAUUCUACUUAUGUCUACUGUGCCUACCUUGCCCUUUGUGCAUUGGCUCUUAAGUUGUACCUGUCCAGAUUUAAACACAACAUGUUAACAAAGAUGCGAGGGGAAGAAGUGUGAUACCACUUCCUAUUACAUAAGUUUAUGUGCAAGUGGUGUACAAUUUGUUAGCAGGCUUGUGUAAAGAAUAUGAAAUGAUUAAAUGUAUGGAGUCAUUUUGCGGGGGGCUUUGACUUUGACUCAGGCUGUGUAAGCUCACUUGCAAAGGCUAGGAAAAAUGUGGUAUUAGAUGGGAAAUAUUCUGUCAUUUUCUGUAGACAAUGUGAAUAUUUGAUUUCCACCAUCGAGACAAUUCUUUUUUAUAUUUUGCACAAGUAAUAAGGUGAAUGAAACAUUUCAUCUGAAGUCAGUGGGAGUUUGCCCUUAAAUCAAGUUUUGCUUUAUAUUAUUGUUAAAGACAACGUGUACCAGUGAGGCAUAGCUUUGUCCCUUCAAAUGAUCUGAUUUGUAACUGGUGUGUUUGGUUGGAGAAUAUAUUAUAGACCUUUAGUGCCAUUUUGUAUUUCUAAACAUAACAUUGAUAUAUUAUAGGAAGAUGAAAAGUUUUUGACAGACCUGUUUGCACAACUUACAGAUGAAGCUACAGAUGAGGAGAAAAGACAAGAAUUGGUAAGUGUUUUGAAAUGAGCUUAGUAAGGCAAUUGCUGCAUUCUGUUUCUUGGUGAAUAAAGUAUUGUUUUCUGUGUUUCAGGUAAACUUUCUUAAAGAGUUUUGUGCAUUUUCUCAAACAUUACAACCUCAAAACAGAGACGCUUUUUUCAAAACAUUGUCUAAUAUGGGCAUUCUUCCAGCACUAGAGGUCAUCCUAGUAAGUUUGCAAAGUUUACUUCUAAACUUGUAUGUUCUUUUCAUUGGGGUAUUUUUGAGGAAGAAUUCCAUGUAGCACUGUGUCAAUCAUUCCAUCAGGGCAAGCAUUUUGCAUUGCCAGAAGGAGCAAUCCCCCCUUCUUCAUGUUGUUGUGGUGGUUCUUCUGACUCAUCUGAGCUAUUGUUGUUUUGUUGUUGUUUUUUUGGCUGGGGGGCAGGGGGGUCCACUGCACAAGCGCAAAUCUUUGUAUGGGCUUCCACUGAUGGGACUCAUUAGCUGAAUUCUGCCCGUAGUCUGGCAAUUAAAUGUUUGCAACUUUUUAUGUACCAUUUUGGGAUACUACAUUAUCUAUAAAAACCAUGUAGUUUUAUAUAUAUCCUGUCCUGUCAUACUCCAGGUAGGGGAAUGGAAGAGGGCAGCACCAAAGCAUAGGCAAAGCAUCAAAAACCAUACUGGGCGGUUUAAUCAGAUACACAAAACGUGCAAGAGGUUUUGGUUUCAACCUUCCUUGGGGGCAAAGAAUAUUAUAAAAUAGACUUCUUUAGUAAGGCAUUUUGUCUCAAAAGUGAGCUAAUUAAAACAAUGAAACUAAGUUUUAGACUACCUUUCUACUAUAGUUUAAUAAUUUGUUUUUUGACUGCAGGGUAUGGAUGAUGCACAAGUGCGAAGUGCAGCUACUGAUAUAUUCUCAUAUUUGGUUGAAUAUAACCCAUCUAUGGUACGAGAAUUUGUCAUGCAGGAAGCUCAACAGAAUGAUGAUGUAAGUAGGUGGCUCUUACCAUUUUCAAAAUUACAUUUCCAUUAGUAAAGUAUGACAGUGAAGUAUUUCAACAACUGAAGCUUGGAUAGAUGCUUCAGUAUUCUUUUACUGAUGUGUAAUUGUAUAAACUCAGGCAGUUUUCUCACAUAUAUGUUGCUGGCUUCUGCAAACCACAGUUUGCACAUUAGGAGCCAGUCUUGGAAGUUUGUAGUCUCUUCCUUUUGCCUCUUGAGCCCAAAUCUCCCUCUUGCUUGCCAUGUCAGCUUUUACCAUGGUUCAGAGUUACCUCUGCAUUGGCACUAAUUACCAUAUAUACUCAAGUAUAAGCUGACCUUUUCAGCACAUUUUUUAUGCUGAAAAAGCCCCUCUCGGCUUAUACUCGAGUGAGGGGCCUUUUGGGCUGCUGCUUCCUCUUUCGCCUUUGCCACUGUUUGUGGCGGAGGAACGAGCACCCCGAAAGCAGCCCUUUUGGGCUGCUUGUUCUUCCUCCACCACUGCCGCCACCACCAGGUUUGUGGUGUGGUGAACCGGCUUAUACUCGAGUCAAUAAGUUUUCCCAGUUUUUUGUGGUAAAUACGGUAAUAAUGAUACUAAGCAAAUUUCCUCUAAACCUUUAUUUGCAAGUCCUGUCUUAUAACCCCAGGUUUAUUUGGAAAUGCUAGUUGCCAUUAACCAUGGUUAGCAUUGAUACAGAUAUUAAAUUGUCUUGUAAACAUUUCUGCUCCCCCACCCACAAAGAGAAGCUGGCAGAGGAGGAACCGUGCACCCUGGUUCCUCCUCUGCCUUACCUUUCUUUGGUUUAGAAGCUCCAGAUGGUACAUCAUGCUGCAGCCAGACUGCUUCUGGGAGCUUCUUGUGGAGAACAUGUGACAGCAUUGUAUUAAAACUACUGCACUGGCUGCCAAGGUUCAAAGUUCUUGUACUAAUUUACAAAGUCCUGAACAAGUUAGUUCCAGUGUACCUCAGGAAUCUCUUGAACUCCUUAUAUCCCAGCCCAAUUGCUGAGAUCAUCUGCAGGCAUGUCGUUGGUUGUUCCCCAAGUUGGUGAGGCACAUUUGACAACGAUGAGAAACUGAGUCCUUAGUGUCUUCAGACCAGUCCUUUGAAUACUCUGCCAUUAGAAAUUUGACAGGCACUUUCUGUGCCAACUUUUAAACGACUGCUGAAAACUAUUCUGCCAGGCCUGUACAGGCAAUCAAUAAUACAGUGGUACCUUGGUUUUCGAGCGUCUCAGAAGCCGAACCCUUCGGAACCUGAACGCUGAAAACCUGGAAGUAAUUGCUUCUAUUUUCAAACAUGCCUCGGAAGUCAAACGAUUUCCGCUGCAUUUUUUUCUUUUUUCUCCAUUGACUUUGCCGACCGCCCUUUGUGCUUUGGUUGUCAAACGUUUUGGAAGUCGAAUGGUCUUCUGGAAUGGAUUAUGUUUGACAGCCGAGGUACUGCUGUACAUCCUUCCACAAGGGUUAAUUGAUAUGUUUUUAACAUUUUAAUGGUUUUUAUGUUUUAUUGUUGUAAACUGCUCUGAUAUAUAUUCUAUGACAUAGUGAUAUAUGAAUAUUUUUAUAAAUAACUAAAAAGUAGUAAAACCUCAUUCUUCAUACAAGUGCAGAGGGCUGCUGGAAGAAGAGAGGAGCAUCCUCUGUUUCUGUGCUUGGUGCUCUAUUGCAUGCACUGUGUAGAAAUAGGAGGAGGAACAGAGUUCCAUGUUUCUCCUCUAGCUGCCUCUACAUAUAAUUUCUUGUUGUCUGUGGUGACCAUGCAAAUGGUGAUAUGCGGAGGCUGUUUUAAAAUAUGGUUAAAGCCAGCAAGGGAAAGGAGAUUCACUUCAGAGAACUGAGAGUGGGGGAAAGUAAACCAGAGUUUUGUUCCUACUGGGCCAGUGUCUGAGGACUGAUUCACACUUUCCACUGAUAGCCUUUAUUUGGAUACAGAAACCACUGUAGAGAAAUCACUCUUAAGUGCGUCCCUAAGUAAAACUUGUGUGGAGAAAAAACCCCCUGAAAAUGAUACCAUGAAGCAGCUACAAAUCUGUGAAUAUAACUAUGCACAAGUCAUAUACAUGAUUAUUUUUGAUAACAGUAUUUCUUUGGAUGAUAUAGUUUUGUUUUUACAUUAAUAUAUUAAAUUUUUGAAUACGUUUAAUACAAAUUUUUAUGUUGAAUUGUUUUGCUUUUUUUAAAAAAAAACCCAUUCAAUAAAAUCUCUAAAGUGAUAUCAGUUGAAUUGAGAGAUUGAUAUAUAGUAUGUUAGACCCCAGAACAUAUUUUUAAAACAGCAGUAGCAAUUGAGUGUUUCUAUAAAUAGGAUGCAAUUUUCUUAUAGCAUGUAGUAAAGAGCAUUUAGUAGCUAGUGAUUAUGCCAUACCACCCCAAAUGGCUGUAGCAUAGUGUAUGUUCAAGGAUCUUCCCAUAACGUUCAAUGAUGCUGCAUACUAUACAACCAAGGCAAAGGUUUAGGACCAAAUAUAUAGUUACAUGAAAGCAAUCAUUUUUAUAUAAGUCAACUUUUAGCAGCAGGUCCUACUCUGUUGGCUUAGAUGUAAAGGUGUUUUGUGUGGGUGGAAACUUCCAUUUGCUCACACAAGGUGGUCCCCAGAAUUCCACCAGUUUCCCCCUCCUGUUGCAGCUUCCCCAACUCAUCCCUUGCUGAUCCAGAAGGUCCUGUGACCUUUUGCACACCAGUUUUUAAGGGCCACUGCGGGACUGUACCUGGGAGGAAAGGUGGCAGUAAAGCUCCAUAGUGCUUCUCUAGACCCAGACCCUUUUCUGUGUUAAAACCUGCAAUAAAUAUUGUAGCUAAUACUUUACCUUUUAAAAAGAGACCAAAAUAUGAAGGGGAAAAAAUCAGUCUCUCCCCACUUACUUGGUUUUCUGUAUGUUUAAUAGAGCUUCUGAACAUGAUUUUGGUUCUGCAGUUGUUCAGUGACUGUGGACCAUCUUUAGUGGCACUGAGUGGUUUGAUUUUCUCCAUGUGCAUGUCCCUCUUGCCUCCCUCACAGAGCAAGUGCUGGAGAGAAAUUAUUGCAGCUGUUGCUGGGAACCUUGUCCUCUCUAUUCUUUGAAUGGGAGAAGGCGAGGAGACUUCAUGCCAGGCCAGUGAUGCUCCUAUUAAGAACAUCCUCCUAUUUUGUGCUCAGCUACAGGAUGAUGUAGAAUAUCUCUGCCUUUUUCUGGGUUGGAUUCUUGGAGAAAAUGCAGAGAAACUUGAUGCAGUACAGCCUCACUUGCUUCUUCAUGAGUAGGCAGCAGUCUGUCAGUUCCCUACUCCUCACAUGGUAGUGAUGCAUCUAUUGGAAUUUGGAAAGUACAUUUAUAUGUUAGAGUACUUGGCUAGCAUCUGCAUAGCUGCUUCAGGUAGGCCCAAGGAUGUGUAUCUAUCCUGUGGGGUUGCAGACGAUCCCAUGUUUUUUGAAAUUUUCCUCACUUCCAGAAACAGCAUGAGUGGCUGCUAUUAUGAAAACACCCACCCACAGUUCCUGCUUAGAUCCAGGCUUUUGUCUAGAAUUGCCUCCUGGUGUGUCUUAUUUUGCAUCUUAGUUGUUACUAACCAGUUCAUUAUUUAAUUUUAUUUUUUAAACCAGGAUAUUUUACUCAUUAACCUCAUCAUAGAACACAUGAUUUGUGAUACAGAUCCUGAACUUGGAGGAGCAGUCCAACUGAUGGGUCUAUUGCGUACGUUGGUGGAUCCAGAAAAUAUGCUAGCUACUGCCAAUGUAAGCAAGUAUUUAUGUGCAGUCAUAAUAUACGCCCCCAAGUUAUUAAGACACUUUGUAUUAUGUGCAUUAGGUAUAAAUUUAUUUAUUUUUUUCUGCAGAAAACAGAAAAAACUGAAUUCUUGGGGUUCUUUUACAAACAUUGUAUGCAUGUCCUCACUGCACCACUACUGGCCAAUACUACGGAGGAAAAGCCUAGCAAAGGUGAGGCAAGAAAUCUUUUGUUGAGGCAUCAUUUUCCCUAUUAAAAUGCUUUGGCAAGAGUUUUUUUUUCUUUAAAAGCGUUAUACAAAUAAUAAACUGAAUUAUGCAAAUAAUCUGAACAAAUUUCGUAACCAGCAAAAUGACAGGGUAUUUGUGGAUGGAAUGGUGUGAGGCACAUUGCCCUGUUUCAUCCUUAUCAAUAAAAUCCAGAUCACUUACAGCUGGGGGGGUGGGGAGGACAGUUUUUAUUUUCAUCAAGCAGGUCUUCCAGGUGUAGCACUUCAGAGCUUCCCAUAAUAGUGAAAAUUCAUGUAAUAGAGAUCUGAGCUUAGUCUUGGCCCAGUCACUAAGAAUCAUCCCUAUACCUUUGUGCAUAGCCCCAUCCUUUGCAGUCAUCCAGCACCUCCAUGUGCUCCUAGCAAAUGUGGUUUGAGUUUAAGGGCAGGUAGUAGAUCACUGCAUGCCUGGAUAGAAGGCACUUAGACUGUGUGUUUUUCUGUCCUCCAUGUGUGCCUAUGGGACUGGAUUGUUCUUGUACAUCUCAUAAAAUUCAUCAAAAUUGAACAUGCAGCUUUUACACUAAUAAAAAACUAAAAGAUAUCAAGUAUGUGGAAUAAUGUCUAUUAUGCAGUGAUUUGUCUAUGGUGCUGGAAUCAAUUAGUAUGUUUUGCUUUAUAUGCCAAACAAGUGGAACAGAAAAUUAAAUAAGCCCAAUCUGAUUUCUGUUUUUGUUUAUGUUGCAGAAAAUAAAUUGUGAGUUGUUUUAUGUAUCAAAAAAUAAUUUAAAAUUUGUAUAUUUUUAUGUGAUUUUUAUGUUGUCUGUUUUGUUUUAGAUGACUUUCAGACAGCCCAGCUAUUGGCCUUGAUAUUAGAGUUACUAACUUUCUGUGUGGAACAUCAUACAUACCAUAUAAAGAACUACAUUAUAAAUAAGGAUAUCCUUCGAAGAGUGCUAGUACUGAUGUCUUCAAUGCAUGCCUUCUUGGCACUAUGUAAGUAUUUUCAUAAAAAUCAUGGGGAUUUACAAAUAGUCAUGUAAAACGCAUAAUCACAGACAGCUAAUAAGAGCCGUACUUAAAAUCCCAGAAACUAAUUAAUCAGAUCCAAGGAGUAUCGAGACAAAGCAUACUAAUAGACUGUUAAGUAAAUUAGUUGUGGAAACAACAUAAAAAAGAUCUGAAGACCUGACCAGGUGAAGAGAUGCAUAUAAUUAAGUAUCAGGAAGCUGCCCUGCCACUACCUAGUAAAGCGUAUUCCCAGAAAGGGGUAUUGGCAACCAGGCAAUAGUUGUCACACAUUUCUGGAUCCAGCAACAACUUCUUAAGGUGGGGAUAAACUGUCUCCCCCAUUGCAAUGAAGUAUUAUUCACUCCCUAGGCCUUUCGGUCAUUUUUUUUAGCAUCAACCAGGGUUGAGGGAACAACCCUUCAAGCAGCUUGGUCACAUCAUCAGGUUGCAGUAAUUGAAACUGAUCUGACAAACUUGUCAUUUGUGUUGAGCUGCUGCAUGUCUCAACCAACCCAAACCAUCUGAACUUUUUGUCUGGAGGAUCAGCCAUUGUGGUGCUUCCAUUUGUUUUGGAUUGCAGCUCCUGUCAACACGGCCAAUGGUCAGUGGUGAUGGUCCAAAACAAGUGGAACAUUGGCCUUGUUCACACAUCAUGGUUAGCCAAGUUAACAAGUGUGCUGGCUUUUGGAGAGGAGCUCACAGCUGCUUUGCUACUCUCCUGUCCUAGCACAGCAGCUAAACCAAACUUAGUGUGUCCAAACCCAGGAUUGUGAUUAAGGUCUCUUCUCCUUAACCACUACCUGUAAUCAAGGUUUAUCCUAUGGUCACAGUUCAUGGUUGAGGAAGAGAGACCGUAACCAUGAUCCUGGUUUCAAGACAACACACUAUUCCAAACCUUGGCUUAACUGCUGCACUAUUGCUGUGCUAAAGACUGAAGAGCAGAGUAGAUGUGAGCUCCUCUGCAGGAGUCCAUUCGUGCAGUCCUGGUAAGCCAUAGUUCGGCUUACCAUAAUAAGCAAACUAGAGGACUGGCUACCUCUGUUUUAUGGUGUUAUCUGUAACAUAGUGACUUUUCUCUUUUUCAUAAAGAGUUUUCUAUGAUACUGUGGCAGUCCUUUGUCAGUAUAUUCUCAUCUGACUGAUCUUCAGUGUCCUUGUUUCCUUUUCAUCAUCACAUACUACUAUGUAAAAGUGUUGUGAAUUACUUAAGCUGUGAGCCGUUCUAUUAAAGUUGGGGUACUGAGGAUGUUGUUAUUGGAAACCAAAUGUGAAAAUUGCUUUUAAAUAAUGAUUUUUCUUCAUUAGGUGCCCUGCGUUUUAAAAGAAAGAUAAUUGGGUUGAAGGAUGAAUUCUACAACCGCUAUAUAAUGAAAAGUUUUUUGUUUGAACCGGUGGUCAAAGCAUUUCUCAGCAAUGGAUCUCGCUAUAAUUUGAUGAAUUCUGCUAUUAUAGAGAUGUUUGAAUUUAUCAGAGUGGUGAGUACCACUUUCUAGAGAAGGGUGGAUGUUAACACUGCAGGUGCUGGUGUCAAAAACAUUAUUAACUUGUGAGUAUGUUGUACAGGAGGGAGUUGCAGAUAAAAUAAGGUAACUCCAAGUAUCUUCUUGGAGAGAGAAAAAGAAAGUUUGCGGAAUGUUGGAAUAGGAGGCCUUUCAAGGCAGAAAUAUUUAUUUUUUAUAUUGAUCACCUCGUUAGCACUCUAGGUGAUGUGCGGUACUUCAGUUUAAAACCUAAGUGCAAAUGGUGACUGUCCAAUUCAACACAAAAAACCAGACCAACACAGUAAAACCUAAUUCUAAUGACAAUCUAAUCACAUUAAUAUUCUGGAGUGCUACAACAAUUUCGCAAAAGCUAAAAACAAACUACCAUCAACUGUUUUUAACAACUACUGAUGUUAAAAAAUAAUCUUUGGAAGAUAUUUUUUUUUAAAUAUUAAAUUGGUGUUAAAAGGCCUGAGAAGGGAAAACAGUCUUUGAUCAAAAAAGUCAUUCAUGCAAGUCACCAGGCAGGCAUCUGGAGUGCAUUCACUAACAGAAAGAGGGCCACCAACAAGAAAGCCCUCUUUCACUCUCUUAUAGCCACCCGCCACACUUAAGUUUGCUUAUCUUAAGGCUUGGGUAGGUACAUACUCACCCAAUAGUCACAUCAUAUUGAUAGUGAUAGAAGCAUGAGAGAUGGCACUGCUUCUUAGGGGAAAGCAUUUGUGGUCAGCCUUGUUUAUAAGUAGGAGUAAGAAUGUACCAAUGAGGGCAAUUACUGUGAGUUGGGACAUUUUGAGCCAUUACUUUUGAUACCUAUAUAGAAGUUGAAAGGAUGGAAAUCCACCUGGUUCAGAAGAUUCAGGGCCCCAAAACAGAACUCUUCAAACAAAUUAGAUUGUAAUGCACUCCAAGAAAAUAAUGAGUGCCUAAGGUGCAGUACUGAUGCAGUUACUUGACUGAACACAAAGGAAAACCCAUCUCUUAACUACCCAGGGAUAGAUGGAGUAAUGGUGGCUCACAGUGGGUCAUCGCUACUGAAGCACCAGGAUGUUGAAGAUGAAGUUUUUGGCCUGGAAUGUGGUGCAAACAUUUUUUAAAAUUGCAAGUUAAAAAGUGUUUGCAGAUUUAUUUUGUAAUGUUAAAAACGUAGCAGUCUUCAGCAUAGAUAAUCUGAGCAAAAUUAAAAUUUGCAUGUUCUGGCUAAUAGAUAUCUGGCUAGGCAUCCUGCUCAAAGAGUGAAGGAGUUAGACUUCAGUUAGAGUUUAUUGUAACAAUACAUUAGUGGCCAUCUUUUGAUCACAGCACCUCUUUCAUGAACUGUAAAAUUGUCACUUGUAAUUUUCAGUUCCUGGAAGAAAAACGAGAAUGGUUUUCCGAAAUUUCACUGUUGGCAUAUUGUCAGAACCAGCUCCUGAGUCAGGAUUUUAAAAAGAUUUCAAAACCGUUCAAACAUUUUGUUGGACAUCAUAACUUUCCAUCUGUUUACUAUUCUUUAAUCAUAGAAGACACUUUCUAAGCACCAACAAUGUGUCAGGGACUGAUUAAAAACAUGGUUCUUCCUAAAAUUUUAUAUUUUGAUUUGCUGCAUACUUCCAUUUGCUGCAUUUUCUGUAAUGACGGCCAUGUUUACCUCAUGCUGCUUAGUAGUUGUUUGGAUGAAAAAAUGACUAGGGAACAAACUUAGAAUAAUUCCCUUAAGCAUUUUAAAAUAAUUUUUUUGUGGCUUUUCUAUGCUUCUACUUUUUAACAUCUUUAAUUGGAAAAAAUAACUUUAUUUUCUAGGAAGACAUAAAAUCCUUAACAGCUCAUGUAAUUGAGAAUUACUGGAAAGCACUAGAAGAUGUAGAUUAUGUGCAGACAUUCAAAGGUUUGAAAUUGCGUUAUGAACAACAAAGGGAAAGACAAGAUAAUCCCAAACUUGACAGGUUAGUGUACACAAAUUGUUAUUGGCUCUUUCAUAAAACAUUUUCCUAUUGAGGACAAACUAGGGAAAAAUGAACAGCACACUUUGGUUCUGUUUCUCAGAUGGCUGCUUUUAGUGUCAGUUGACUGACAUAUUUUUAAGUGAAGAUCAUUAAGUGAAGCUAUAAGCCACUGUACUGUGUUGGAAGGAUUCUUUAAUUAAGCCAUAUCAGGAUAUACAGAGAAAUAUACAUCUCCAUACAAUUGACCCAGAUAAUCUCUGGUGGAUGACUAUAACACACAUGCUUAUUUCCCAAUGCCAGAAAAAGACAUAAAGCCCUGGACCUUAUUCUGUGAUGCAGUACCAGGUAGGCUAAAAUAUUGUUCUGCCGGCUGCCAGCUUCAUAUUGCAGGUGUACUUUGUAUGCAUAUCCAAAGUUUGCAAAUUAUUUGUGAGAGUGUCUCAUUGCCCAGAUCAAGCAGUUAAGUCUCACCAUUUGUGUACCUUCAAGGUAAGAAACCCAUCAGGUUGGAUUCAAACUACUUGUGGGCAGAGUUCUGUCCACAAGACUCUGCCAUUGGAACAAGGGUGGGAAGUGAUUUUGCUUUCCCCCCCUUCCUCCUGCAACCCCUCAUGUCCCCUUCAGAAUAGCCUGGGAGAUGGUGCUGGGGGCUGAAGGGGGAAUCUGCAAAAAUCCACCACCAUCUCUGCUUUCCUCCAACAAGAGCCUCUGUUUCAUCUUUAUCCAUUCCGCAAACAGAAGCUGUCUGGAUACAGCUCAUCAGUUGAAAGCACAAACUCUGUCUACUUUAUCCCUAUGAAGAAAUCACUAUUUCAGGCAAAUUGUAUUAUCUAAAAAUACAACUUCUUUGGAGAGGGAAACCCCAAUAAAAAAGUGUGUGCAUUGAUUCUAGUUGUUCGGUUUAUAUACUCACAUACACACAUGGGGACACACACUAACAUUUGCAUUCAUUCCUUUUGGUGUUUGGAUAAAAACCUUUGGCAGCCAACUCUUUUUAAAACAUUCCAUUUUGAUAGAUUUUCAUCAUAAAGGUACAUGUAGAUUCUUCAUGUUGGUCCCUCCCAACACUAUGAUUCUAUGUAUUUUUGCAAUUAAAUAAGGUGCACAAUUUUUUUGUAAGUUGUCUCAUUCAUCUCAGUGCAUCUUAGAUGAGCGUCUCCCUGGUGAUUUUCAAACUUCAACAUGUUUUACAACUUACACCUACAGUACGUAGCUGGCGGUCAGAAGUGCCCUAUUCUUUCAUUAAUCACCUGCAUUAGAAAGUCAUACAAGAGAUGAGAAGAUAAAAAGGCAUGGAAACAGUGUCAGGAACACACACCUAAAUGAAAUAGUGGUUUCUUGAUGUGCGUGUGGCUUAGCUUAAUGCUAAAGCACAUCCACAGCUUGCAUAGUGAUUGUCCUAGUAUAUUAGUUUCUAAAAAUAUUUCUUUAGGCAUUGUAUCACGUAGUUGUGUGAGAGAAAUGUAAAGGUUUCGGCACAAGGCUCAUUUUUUAAGCUCUUGCUUUAGCAAUAUAUGAAAAGUAAUAUUUUUAAAAAAUCUUUUUUCAUAGCAUGCGUUCCAUCUUAAGAAACCAUAGAUACAGGAGAGAUGCAAGGACCUUGGAGGAUGAGGAAGAGAUGUGGUUUAACACUGAUGAAGAUGAUAUGGAAGAUGGGGAGGCUGUGGUGCCACCUUCUGACAAAAGUAAAAAUGAUGAAGAUAUUAUGGAUCCUAUAAGUAAAUUUAUGGAAAGAAAAAAAUGUAAGUAACUGGGUGGGAUUACUAUAUUUCAGCUUUAAAUAGAUUUAGCUACCAUAGGGCUGUAAAUGGAUAUUGUAAGGUUUAAAUGGACAUAAGGCUGUAGCUUAGUGGAAAAGCAUCUGCUUUGUAAGCAGAAGCUCCCAGGUUCAGUCCCCAGUAUCUGCAGGUAGGGAGAUAGACAACGCUAUUGUGUAGUAUAGUAUAGUAUAGUAUAGUAUAGUAUAGUAUAGUAUAGUAUAGUGGUAUUGUAUUGUAUUGUAUUGUAUUGUAUUGUAUUGUAUUGACAAAACUAAGCUAGAUGUACUUUGACUGUGUAAGGCUGCUUUCUGUGUUUCUAUUGAGGAAGGGGUUGCCCUCCAGAAGUAGCUGGACUACAACUUUUAUCAUCCCUGGUCAUUGGCCAGUUACGGCUGAUCCAUCAGGGCGAAUAGAACACUGCCCCACCAAGCUUAACCUCCCCUUAGCCAGACCACAUCUGCCUGCCUUCUUCCUUCCAAACGGUGUUGCCCUUAUAGAACUCAUCAGGAAGGUGGAUGGGGACAAAAGUAAAAUUAGUUGGCUCUGCCUUUCCUUGGUACUAGAUCCACCUACUCUUGGUCUUUCUGACUUCUAUUCUACUAGUCCAAUGGGCACCAGUCCCAUUGGCCAUCCUGACUGGGGCUGAUGGGAGUUGGAGUCCAGCAAUCAAUGAGAACCGCAAGUUCUCCAUCCCUUUAAUGUAUUCACAAUAACUUUUUACACCAAAGGCCAGUGUGUGUAUGCAGUACAGCUAAUUAGGCACAGAGCUGCCUCCUGCACUUUUAGACAGUAAUAAAUUCGUACUAAAAUAAGCAGGAAUGUAACAUAAGUAUGAUAAUAGUACUUUUUGUCUCCUUUAGCCUCUUGGAUUUCAUAGUGGAACUUUUAUUAAAGCUGUACUUGUUUUAAAUUACAGUUAAAGAAAGUGAAGAAAAAGAGGUCCUUCUGAAAACGAAUCUAUCUGGUCGCCAGAGCCCAAGUUUCAAACUUUCUUUCUCUAGUGGUACAAAGGCUAAUCUCACCAGCCAGUCAUCUGCAAGUAAUUUGCCUGGGUCUCCUGGGUCCCCUGGAUCUCCCGGGUCCCCUGGAUCUCCUGGAUCAGUUUCUAAAAGCACAUCUCAGAUGGCAGCUAUAACUACCAAGGUACUGUUUUCACUUGACUCAAAUCAUGCUGUUAUCAGAACUAUUCCAUGAGACGGCCAAUCUCUGAAUUUGCCAUUUGGGAAAUCCAUAGGUGAUUUGGAUGGAGUUUGUGACUAUCUCUCUGCCCCAUGCUUUUAAUAUGGUCUAUACUUAAAAGUAAAGAAGACUUUAAAAGAAUAGUUGCUUUUGUGCAUAGAUGCCCUUUAAAAUAUAUACAAAACAUACUGCCUUCAAUAGAAAUAAUUUUAGGGGAAUUCAUCUUGUUACAAGCAAGAUAUUUAUUAAUUAAUGAGUUUUUUACAAUUGUUUUGUCCAUUUAGACUCCUAACAGAGUUGCUUAGGAAAUACUUCUACCUCCCCCUGUACAUUGACUGAGAUUUGGGAUCAGUCAAAUCAGGGAGGCACAGCUAAUUUAUUAACAGAAUGUAUUCUGUCCUUUGGAGCCAAGUCCAAGUGUAAACACUGAAUAUAAGCCAUAUGUUAAAUAAGAUACAUGGUAAGAAUUAUGGCAUUAUUUUAAACCAUAGCAGCACAGCCUUCCUGCCCCAUGCUGCUUCUAAGCAGAGUACUUGGUAGGUAACUAUGUCUAUGUAGAACCGCCAGCUUCAGUCAGCCAGGUCUCUUAUCAUACAUACCAGGCUAGUUUCUUCUCCUAAAUUAAAUCCUAUAUGUUAGGUGUGUGGUCUGUGUAAUUCUAAGUCAUUUAAACUAGGGUUCAGUGAGUAAUUUGGUGUGAGAAAAGAGGACCAGAAUAUGGGGAAGUUUUAGUGCCCUAAACUCUGUUCCCCAAUAUUGGCCUCUUACUCUUCCAGUCCUAUGCUAUUCCCAGUGCUGUCUAUGGUUCCACCACUGUGCAACAUGUUCCAAUCAUUGUUAGCAUUUGUUUACUUUUCAUAUCUCAAUAAUUUUUGUACUUUUAUGUAUUCUUGGAGCAACUUCAGAAUGCCACAAAACAGCCACUUGUCUCAAAAAUCAGCCAAGUAUUGCUAAGCCCCAGCACAGUUCCUUAAGCAGUUCAGUUGCUUCCGAUGCUCGUGCAUGUUGGAUGUUAGGAUAAGAAUCAUUCUGUCAUAGAGUUGAUAGGGGACCACAAGAAUAAUCUAGUCCAGCCCCCUGCAAUGCAGGGAUCUUUUGCCCUGCGUGGGGCUAGAACCCAGAAUUCUUCCCCUAAAUUGCACUCCAUGUAAUAAGCAGUAUUUUAUAAAGUGAAGCAUAGUUAUUUAUUUGUUUGUUUGUUUAUUUAUUUAUUUGUGCCUAGUCUUGUCUUCUGAGAAACUCAAGGCAGCGUACAUGAGGUUCUUUUUAUCAUUGCAACAAACCUGUGUGUAGGUUUGGCUAAGAGAUGGUGACUGGGCAAUGGUUGUGACUGAGAGGGAAAUUGAAGCGUGAUCUCCAGUCUUAUUCUGACACCCUAAACACAGUGUUUCCCUUGAAGCAGACUUUACUAUGACUGCUUUCUAGGAUUGCAGCUUUGAAAUGUGUACUUUUAAAAUCCAUCAAAGAUGGUAUGUCUUUAUCUGCGAAACGCUGUGAUUGCUUUGACCCACUAAUAUAUAUAUAUAUAUACAUAGUAACAUCUGAUAGUGUGUUUAUACUAUGGGGCUGGUCUGCAUGCAUCUGUCAUAUAUACAUAUAUAAUGUUAUACUAUCUUUUCCCUCCAGAACAGCCCAUUGUAUUUCUGGGAAGGGGCUAUUGGGUUGUUGUUUUUAUUUUUAUUAUGUAUUUUGUGGUUUUAUAUCUUGAUUUUAUUCUGUGAAUGGCCCUGAGACCCCUGGGUAUAGGGUGGCGUAAAAUUCAAUUAAUAAUAAUAGUAAUAAUACCCACAUUAUUAAUCUUUGCUUGCAUAGCACUGUGUGUUCCUUUGUAUGUAUUAAGCCAAGUACAGCUGCUUUUAGCUGCUCAUCAUACCUGAGCAUUGUGCCCCUUAAUUGCUAGCAAGAGUCAUCUAAGUAUGUAUAUUUUGGUUAAGAUAAUAACCUCUUGCACAGUAUAGGAAUUAAUGGCCAUGCAUUGCAUUUAUGUUUUUGUCUCUGAAUAUUGUGAAUUUGUAUCUCUGUGUUUUACAUAUAUAUAUCAACUUAUUGGAGUUUUAAGCAGAUCAUUUUAAGUCCAUUUGAAGGAUGAAACUCUGGAAUAGCUAAUGUUUGUAAAUCUUUUUUUCUUUUCAGGGAGGCCUAGUGGGGCUUGUAGAUUAUCCUGAUGAUGAUGACGAGGAUGAUGAAGAAAGCAUACCUUUAUCACAGAAAGCAAAGCUAGAGUCCUCAUAAUGACAGCUCUGAAAUUUAAUAUCGGUUGAGGGAUAAACAAAGUUUCCAGAGGGGGAAAAGUUUAUAAUUAAAAACUAUAAUUUCUAAUGAAUUACUGUGUAUAACACAGAUCAACUUUUAAAACAUGGAUUUCUGCUAGUCAAGUGCCAAUUUGAAGGAGCAGAAGAAGAGGAAAUACUAUGCUUUAUGGAAAAGACAUGCCUUUGACCUCUCCAGCUUGGACCACACAUUGCCCUUUUCUCAGGGAAGGAAACGGAAAAAAAUAUAUAUGUAAAAGCCAACAGGGCAGGAGUUUUGGUAGUGGAACUCUGGAUUGGCUGUUCAGUUUGUUACAAUCAGAAUAUGCUUUCUUGGACCAUGUACAAGACUUUGAAGAAAAUGCUUUUUCUGCCCUAAUUCUUCACUAGCUAAGAAUGCCAGCAGUUUCUUUGUCUAAAGAGACCUGCCUUUGAAACCAUACAUUCUGAACAUUUUAGUCAAGCUACAACAGGUUUUAAAGAAAAACUCAUUGGGGGAGGGCUGAACAUAAGUUUCCUCUUUUCUUUCUUUCUUUUUUUUUUAAAAAAAUAAUCUGUUCCCUUUUGCCCUUUAAACUGCAGAUUUUUGUUUGGAGCUAAGGGAUUUGUCUAUCCCUUGAUUAAAGAUUGAAUGGAAUUCUAGAUGUGGUCACUUUUGUGUCAUAUUUUUAUUUUGCCCCGAGUGUAUGCUUAGUUGUUGAGUAUAUAUUUGGGACCAUUAAAAUUUUUUUGAUGUAAUAUAAUCUCACUGUUGUGCUGGUACCUGUUUCACAUGUGUAAUUCUGUUCUGCAUCACAAUUCUUGAUAUGUUUAGGAUUUUAUGGGAGAUGGUAUAGUUUUUAUUGAAAAAGAGCAAAUGAAUCUUGCCACAAUGUGCAUACAAAAGCAAUACUAUUUUGUGACUAAAUAUUUUAUAUUAAACUUUACAUCAUCAACUGUCUUGAAACAAUUCAGGGAAAUAGGUUGUUUUUAAAAAAAUAAAAAAUAAAAUAAAGAAACCUAUAAAUAUGAAAUUAGUAUUCCAAAGAGAUUUUGAAAUUUCCUAGCUUGGAACCAUGCUGGUACAUUUAAAUCAAAUUUGAAAUGGUUAUUUAAGAGUACUGACACAUUUGAGUUUUUAAAAUAAAAACAAAUAGAAAUGAAACAAUUUACUGCAUUAGUGGCAUUAUUUAAAAACUUCUGACUCCCUUUGGAAUACCAGUUUUACUUUCACAGAUUAUGCUGGGGCUUUGAAAUAUUAAUGUUGAUUCAGGUUAUUAAUCUAUUCUAGUUCUUGAUAGGAAAAUAUCGGUAUAACACUGGCUAUCUUUUGUCUGCUCAUUGCAAACUGGACUAAAACUUGGAUUCCAUAAGAUAGUUAUAAGGACUGAAUUUCCAUUUGCUGGAAACGUGUUACUGGUUGCUUGUUGAGGAGGUAGAGAGAAGACUACAAUUUAGUAUGUGUUCUAUUGUAUAAUUUCCAGAGAGAUUUCUCAAGUUGGUAUAGUAAUAGUUCUUGGGUGAACAUGCACCUCUGUCCCUUCCUGCAAAGAGAAAAUAUCAAGUAGUUGAAAAGUAUCCUAUUCAUUGACUCAAAACACCACCAUCUUUCCAGGAAAAGUUCCGUUCACUUAUCUCUACAGAGGGGGAGAGUUGCUCAAGUUCAAGUUUUGAGGUUGAUACAUUCCCUGGAAAGUAUCGAGUCCCAGUAUAACCCAGUCAUCCCACCAUCUAGAAUCAACUUUCAAGAGCUGCUUCAAGCAGCACUGAUGGUUUUACCCGUUUUUAUAUUACAGAAUAUCCCUUUAUGGCCUUUAAGCCCUGAGGGGUAGUUUGAAUUGUAUAAACUUGUAUCUGAGUGGAGGUUUUUGAUGUUUUUUUUAGUGCUCUCUUUGCUCAGUAUGUUCGACAUUUGUUAUAACAUGGAGUUCUCUUAAUAUAUUGGACACACUUAAAUUUUUGUUCUUUAUCACACUCUACCUCAGUCAAUAAAGGAAAAAGUAGGCUGUCUUUAGCAUUAAAACUUUUUUUAGUAGGCAUUAUACUCACUGCAAGGAGAGCAUCACAUUGCUACUUCUCUUUCCUACAUAGGCACUAUUAAAUAAUCUGGAUUUGAUCCUGUGCCAUAUUCACCUGAUCCUUGUGUUCUUCAGUUAGAAUUUUCAGCACCUUGCCUAAGUGUUUCCCAAGCUUUCUUGGGAGAUGUUCCAACAUUUACAUUGAUUCAAAAUUAUUUUGCUUGUUGUAAUGCAAACCUGUGGUUUUACCAUGGACCAGAUAGCCAAUCACUUUCAACCUAGCCUAGCUUUGCAGUGUCCAAGUCUAGUACUCUGCCUGUUGAGUUAAACUUUGCUCUCCGCACAGCACCUUCCCCAGUUGGCACCGAUGGAAGUUCUGAGACUGUAUUUUGGAUUAUGAUUUGAUGUUAGAAGCAUAAGGUGAAACUGAGCUGUGUGGCUCAGCCAUGCGGCGGGCCUGCCAAGAAUACAGAGGAGUGGUUUUCCUUGGAUUUUAAGGAAAGAAGGUUGGUGUCUGUAGGGAAUGCUGUUUGAAUGAGAGCAGGAAAGUUGAAUAGAUUACAUUGAUUAGCUCGGAGCCCACAAUAAAUGGGAUAUGGAUCCAUCUUCAUAGGUGUGAGUUUGUAGUAUGUCUGCUAUGAAUUACUUAAAUCACAUGCUCCAACAGUUCCUGAGGAUCAUAGUAUAUUUUCUGAAGCACAUCAAGAUACCAAUGGAUUAAACAAAUAACAUCC
Messenger RNA from Podarcis lilfordi (Lilford's wall lizard), 30857 nucleotides. Lineage: Eukaryota; Metazoa; Chordata; Lepidosauria; Squamata; Lacertidae. The record is from the annotation of a GenBank genome assembly.